AUGGCAUUGUCACUCGUGGCAACGGCUGAUAUCACCAGCGAUCUCAUUCGGCAUUUACGAUGUCCAUCACCGACCCCGCACAAUUAAACUUCGUGAGCGUUUCAAGCUGCAUCUGACAGCUGUCACCCAGGAUCCUGGGACUCUGCAACCCCAGACUUCAUCAUGUCGCUGUCCACAACAAUUAUCUGUUCCCUGGUAGCCAUUUGCAUCUUCAGCAUAACCCGCUAUACCAAACUGCGCCACUUCCCCGGCCCUCGAUGGACAGCCAUCUCAGACUGGCCACACAGCCUGGCAAUGCUCAGCGGCAACUGCCACAAGUGGUAUGCCGAUGUCAGCGAGAAAUACGGUCCCAUUGCGCGCGUUGCACCCCGGAUCCUCAUCACCUCGUCCCCAGAGGUCUGGAUGCACGUUAACACGAAGCCCGGCUAUAAGCGCUCGGACUGGUAUUACAAUGCUGCGCGGAUUGAGUACCAGCGGGAUAACGUCUUUAGCCAGACGGAUAAUGCUAAGCACGAGGCGCGGAGGAAGCAGAUGGCGCCGGGGUAUUCAGGGCGAGAGAAUCUCGACCUCGAGAAGUCCGUCGACGAACGACUCUCCGAACUCCUCCAUCUCAUCCGAUCAAAAUAUCUCUCCUCAACCUGCAUCGUCCCCAUGGAUCUCGCGAAAAAGGUGCAGUAUUUCACUCUCGAUGUGAUCAGCUCUGUCGGUCUGGGCAAGACGUUCGGUAUGCUCCAGAGCGAUACCGAUACGGACAACUACCUCCAGUCCAGCGAGGAGGGACUUGCUAUUGGCAACACAGCGCUAGCACUGGGAUUCAGCUGGAUAGCCCAGGCACCGAUUCUCGGGCGAUUCAUUGCCCCCUCGCCUAGUGAUAACAAUGGAUUCGGCAAGAUGAUGGCGUCGGCAUUUCGUGUCGUCGACGAGCGCGCAGCCAGUUUCUUCUCAACCAGCGCCAACAAGGAGAAAUCGGAUAUGCUGGCUUCGUUUAUGCGCCAUGCGCUGUCGGGCGAUGAGUUGCGCUCUGAAGCUCUGGAGCAGAUUAUCGCAGGUUCCGAUACCACUGCUGCUGCAAUCAGGGGUACGCUUCUGCAUGUCAUCACGAAUCCACGGGUGUAUGGUAAACUGCAGCGCGAGAUUGAUGAUACUGUUGCCCGAGGGGAUGCUCCUGCUUCCAUUCUAAACACGUCUACUACCGGAACCGGUCUUAUUACAGCCGCUCAAGCUGCCAAACUCCCAUAUCUGCAAGCUGUAAUCCGCGAAUCAACGCGUGUCCUCACCCCUGUUUCAAAUAUCUUUGCGCGCGAUGUUCCUAAAGAUGGGGAUACAGUUGUCGUUGACGGCGAGAAUGUAUUCAUCCCCGGCGGCGAUGGCGUCUGUAUCGGGUACUCUGCAUAUGCCAUGCACCGCAGCGAGCAGAUCUACGGUCAAGACGCACAAGCGUUCCGACCUGAGCGGUGGCUGGAGUCUUAUCCAGAUCCGACUAAGUAUGCCCGCAUGAUACGAACCAACGACUUGGUGUUUGGACAUGGGCAUUUCCGGUGCUUGGGCAGGCCGGUGGCGCAGAUUGAGCUUGGGAAGACGGUGUUUGAGCUCCUGCGCAACUUUGAUAUAGCGCUUAUGGAUCCGACGCACCCUUGGGAUGUGCGGAAUCAUCUUGGGCUCUUUGCGAUCUCGAAUAUGUGGGUGCACGUUAUGGAGAGGGCAAACCGGGAUUAAUAAGAUCGACAAUUAUAUGCAAUUAACAUAAUUUCUCGUCGCACUGGGCGACUGAUCUAUAAUAAGUUGUAUAUUUUAUGCCUGGGCAAAUUUCGAAAGGAAUACAUGUCCUUUCUUCAUUCAAUCAGCAAAAUGAAAUAUCUCUGCGUUAGCAACUGCUGGCUUUGUUACUUAAGAUAGGGACAGUAUAAGAACUUCAACAUCCC
Aspergillus versicolor CBS 583.65 is the source of this 1922-nucleotide messenger RNA. Its product is annotated as cytochrome P450. Lineage: Eukaryota; Fungi; Ascomycota; Eurotiomycetes; Eurotiales; Aspergillaceae. Gene Ontology annotation, molecular function: iron ion binding; monooxygenase activity; oxidoreductase activity, acting on paired donors, with incorporation or reduction of molecular oxygen. The record is from RefSeq and is a predicted model, not a curated record. Bases 163 to 1716 code for a protein of 517 amino acids. The transcript is spliced from 4 exons.